AUGAACGAAUCGUCUACAUCUUUGAGGAUUACCAGAGGUAGUCCUUUGCAUGUCAAUGUUGUUGACAUUUUACCAUCCUUUUCAAUGGGGCUAACUCAAGAAUUUGGGGUUAAUGUAGGGUCUUUGGGAAAAUCAAAACAACUUAUACAAGAACAAACCAUGGAAGAACUGAGAUCAAAGAAAAAAAACGACCCUAUGGCAGUUCAACAAGUUAUUAAAAAUGCCAAUGCUAGAGGCAUUAAAAUUGUACAAGGUACAAGAAAGAGGAAAGCUGUAAUCAUCGAAUCAGAGGAAAAUGAUUCUGAAGUUGUCGGAUCUGAAGAACUUCAUAAUCAUGAGGAAGUCAGAUAUAUUUGCAACAACCGUGAAAAAAGGACAAUUCACAUGCAAUGUUAUACGCAAAUAAACACAUUGAAUGAGCUUCAGAAUAAACUGCCUCCAAAGCAAUAUAAUCGUAUAUGUGCAUCAUCGUGUUUUGCACAGUUAACAGCAAUGAGACGAUGUCACGUGCAAGCACAACUGUUUAGAUGCAUUAUGUUGAGGGAGUUGGAAGGUAGUUCUGUGAAUGCAAUACUUUUUUAUAUAAAUGGCACAACGCUUCGAUUCACAAUACGGGAAUUUGCCAUUAUUUCUGGUUUGAAUUGUUCUGAUAAUGGUGCUGACUUCAACUUUGAUACUGAUCAACCCAAUAGAAUCAUCGAUGAGUAUUUUCCAGGGAAUUCUCCUGUCACUAAAGCUCGUUUGGCUGAAGCUUUUAAAGCAAAGGUAUGGGGUGACAAUCAGGAAGAUGCAUACAAGUUUGGGAUUCUAUAUUAUAUACAUGAGUUUAUCAUGUCCGCAGAACCUACUACAACAACAAUAGAUAGGUUGGACUUUGAUCUGGUUGAAACAGGUAGAUUUAUGGAUUAUCCUUGGGGUCGGAAGGCUUUUAAUGAACUUGCUAAAUCCAUAAACAACAAGAUAAAGCCAUGUGGACAGUACUACAGAAUUCAGGGCUUUCCACUUCCAAUGCAAGUUUGGUUCUAUGAAUGUUGCUCUUAUGUUGAUGACAAGAUUGCUGUCAAGGUUUCUAGUCACAUUCCUCGGAUUAUCAAUUGGGUGACUAAGAACGACCAUCCUCGGUUUGAUUAUUUCAUGAAAACAAUUUUUAAUGAUGCAGAUAAUCCGAUUAAGUUCAGAAAUAUCGAGCCAACAGCGAUGGAAAUUAAAAUCCUCAAACUUCCACAAUCGACAGAACAAUCAAUUUCUCAGGGCCUGCAGACUGAUCACAAUAAAGUUACAGAUCCGGAUGAUGAUUUCCAAAACCCGCCCAGUAUAACAAGCAGAAAAGGAAAAGAAAAAGUUAUUGAAUGUUCUUCACCGAUUAGGAAAAAGAAAAAGCAAUCUGUUACAGUCAUCUCUUCAACAAAGGCAGUUAAGACAUACACACGAAGAUCAAUGGCGCGCAAAGCCACACGAUCACAGUCCAUCAAUAUCAACAGUGUUGCGAAACACAGUGAUGCAGGUACGUCACACAACAAUGAAAAUGUAGAGCAGAAAAGUGUACAAGACAGAACACAAAUGGGGCAAAUUAAGAAGUCAACAAGCAUUACAAUAUCGCGUGAUGAAUUUGAAGCAUUCAAAAAAUCGGUCAAGGACGAGUUCGCUGAUUUGAGAAAAAUGCUUGAAGACAAAUUCAAAACAGUGUUGGAAGCCAUGAAUUCCAAGGGUAAUGUCGUCGAUGAUGAUCAAGAAUCACCCAUUGGAGAUGUUCAUCACAAGCCCACAUACACUCCACAUGAACCCCAAAGUCAAUCUGCAAAUGUGACAGAACAAGAGGCUACAUUUGAAGAUGUUAUGCAAGAAACGCAUAUCACUCGUGUUCAUCAGUUAAAUACCAAGUCUUCACAGUUAGGUGCACAAAAAAACCCGAUAGGUCAUCAAAGUGCAUUAAAAGAUCGUGAGCUGGGAGAUAACUUGCAAGAACUAAACCAGAAUUCCCCACUCUUGGAUCAUGUUGUUUUGGGUGAUAAUUUGAAUGAUGUAAGUGGCACUGCCUCACAAGAUCAAUUAGUGUUGUAUGCUAAUGUGGAUGCCCAGCAAAAUGCCAAAAGGGAAACUGAAAGUAGCUCAAACAGUCGGGUAAUAUAUAACAUAUACAAUGCUGCAUCUCACGAGCGUAUUGCAGAAGCAGAGGAGUCUAUUAUAGUUGCAGCGCCUAUACAAAUGGUAUACAUGCCUGAUUCAAAUCAGGAAACAGUUGUAACUGAAUCACAGGAUGAAUUGCCAGACCAUCUUCUUCCAAGCGUGAACACACUGCAAAACAUUGUAUUACAAAAACAAGUUGAAGCUGAAGUAACACCCAUGCCAGCUGUUAGGCAUAGACGUCCAGGUCCAUUCAACAUAUCUCCGUACAUGACUUCGUUUGGUUCGGAUGCUGGUAGUUCGUCCCGACAGCCAGUUGUGUUUUACAUGAAACAUCCAUUUGUUUCAUUGUCUGAUAAGGAAGAGUCUGAUUUGUUUUCAAAUUUUUGGAUAUGGCUGAAAGAAGACUUACUCGUCAAGCAUUACAAAAAGAACUAUGCGGAGGAUCGCUACAAGAAAGGAAAGGCAAUAUUACCACAAUUGUUUAAUUUUGGUGUAGCGACAAUUGACAACAAGAAUUGGUUCUACAAUAUCGGGUUUGAGCGCCAGUUGAUUGAUAACUCGCACAUAGAUGUCUUAUUCUACUAUAUAAGGAAAAAGGCCAAAUACUCCAACAGUAGCACAUACAAAUUCACAAAUCUAUGUUGCAAUUUCAACACUGUUUUUCUAAAUGCUUGGAAUGCAUAUUAUGGAAUAAAAGGUGACCUUUCUAAGGAAGUGUUAGACGAGAUGAUUAUUGAUUAUAUUAAUGGAUACAAGAUGCUAGCGUAUGCACCAUGGCACACAGUCGAUGAUGUAUUCAUCCCGGUUAACUUAGAAGGCAGGUUACAUUGGAUUCUGAUUGUCAUAUCUUUCAAUGAUCGAUGCAUCAAGGUGUAUGACUCAAUCAACAAUUCUCUUCACCACUCAUUUGUUGUCAAUCACAUCAAGAAGUAUGCACAGCUUAUACCAAUGUAUCUUGUAAAGUCUGAUUUCUAUCAAAAGAAAGGUCUGGAUAUUGCAAGCCACCAUCGAUAUCAAGGUCAUACCGUAUAUGAUUCAUUCGAAAUUGUAUAUGUGGAAGACCUUCCCCAACAACCAGCUGCUAGUUUGGACUGUGGAGUGUAUGUUGCGUCAUACGCGGAGUUCUUGAGUGAGAGGAAAGACAUUCCAACAGUCUUAGACCCAGAAGAAAUUCGCCUUAGAUACGGUGCAUUGUUGUGGAAUUACGGCAAUCAAAAGAUACAAGCCGGAGCUGUCAGUGAUAUUGAAGCGCCUUUAAAACCCGUCAGGAAUCGCACACAAAACAACAGUUCUGAAAGGAUUACAAUCCAGUAGGUUGAUACCUUAGUUGUAGCAUUGUUUUGAUUUUUGCGUUGACAGUUAAUAUUAGUUGUAGAUUAACAAUUUCACGAUAAUUUUUUUUUAAUUAAUUCGUAAUAUCAUUUUCUUUGUUUUGAACUA
Messenger RNA from Solanum pennellii, 3567 nucleotides. RefSeq lists its product as uncharacterized. The transcript is spliced from 11 exons. NCBI's taxonomy places the organism in Eukaryota, Viridiplantae, Streptophyta, Magnoliopsida, Solanales, Solanaceae. The coding region runs from base 1 to 3441 and encodes 1146 amino acids. Gene Ontology annotation, biological process: proteolysis. Gene Ontology annotation, molecular function: cysteine-type peptidase activity. The record is from RefSeq and is a predicted model, not a curated record.